UGGGAGGUUUUGUUGGCUGUUUUCUCCACGUCGCUGUGGCUAAUGAUGACCUUAUCCCGUCUGGUGACACUUCUGUUCAUCACACACCUCCUCAUUCCUUCGCCACCAUUCUUCUCCACCAAUCACAUCCUUGUGUUAACUUGAGGAUGAGGAAGAUUUGAAGAUGAAGAGGCCUAUUUAACAGCUCAUCACAUCCUACUCAGACAGUGAUAACAUUCUGCUCUUCCACCAUCUCACUUUCUGAUUGGUUAUAUUUUGGACUUUUGCAGCUUUGCACAUCCAGUACAGUGUUGAAAAGAGAUUCAGUGAAUAUAAGAGUCCUUUUUUUGCGGUUUGAGGUGGAGAUGCUUCGCUCUCAGGUGCAGGUUGUUCUUGUGGCCUUGUUCUCCUUGGCGCUGCUGGUGCAGGUGAGCGGUGCUCCAAGCAGAGACAUGCUGACACUGAGAGCAGACCUCGUAAACAACAAGGAUCUCGUUCACAUGCUCUUGCUGAAGUUUGUGUCUGAACUGAUGGCAGCGAGAGGAGGGGAGAUGCUCCCCGAGCUGGAGCAAGAGGGAGACAGGGAGGAGCUGGUGCGGCGACAUCUCCCCCUCUCCCAAAGAGAGCGCAAGGCAGGCUGCCGCAGUUUCUUCUGGAAAACGUUUACCUCGUGUUAACAUAAGAGAAGAGCUGUUCAAGCGGUUUGUUUUGUAAAUGUACUUUUAAAAGAGAAAUGAAUCCACGUUUGCACACUUUGUUGUAACUGGAUCAUUUACUGUGAGUCACCAAAUAUUUAGGUAUUUUGGCAAUUGUAAUAAAGUUGUAUGUUUUGUGAUUGGCAAGGAUGUACACAGCUCUAAAAUAAAGUUUUU
Messenger RNA from Etheostoma spectabile (orangethroat darter), 851 nucleotides. RefSeq names its product somatostatin 5 (gene sst5). Gene Ontology annotation, cellular component: extracellular region. The record is from RefSeq and is a predicted model, not a curated record. Gene Ontology annotation, biological process: regulation of cell migration. The coding region runs from base 345 to 656 and encodes 103 amino acids. The transcript has 2 exons. NCBI's taxonomy places the organism in Eukaryota, Metazoa, Chordata, Actinopteri, Perciformes, Percidae. Gene Ontology annotation, molecular function: hormone activity.